Molecule: messenger RNA, 1070 nt
Organism: Schistocerca americana (American grasshopper)
Lineage: Eukaryota; Metazoa; Arthropoda; Insecta; Orthoptera; Acrididae
Exons: 3
Coding region: 60-1070 (336 amino acids)
Source: RefSeq, a predicted model, not a curated record
ACUGCCAUCGCUCUUUCAAUUUCAAUUCUAAAGGAACAGGCGCCAGGUGUGUCAAAAGUAUGGGCACGAAUAAAAUAGGCAGUACUUGUCCAUCCAACAUGCAAGUGACAAUAACAGAGGACAAAUGCUGCUUAAAAUUUUUUCCAAAACAUAUGGGACACACCCAAGAUGUUGGAAGAACAUUUCUGCAUAGGAACGAGAGGACAGAGUUGGCAGGACGGCUGUCACAGGGUGUUCCUGUUGGACGGGUUUUACAAGAUGUCCGAAGUGCACCAAUCGCUGCAAGUGUGGAGAGAAUCCAUCUCCUUGAGAAGAAAGAUUUGCAUAAUAUAAAAAGGGAUUUUGAUAUUGGUUAUGCAACGAAGAAGCAUGAAAAUGAUGCAGUGAGUGUGAAAUUGUGGGUUGAAGAAAUGAAGAGACAAAGUGACAACCCAGUACUGUAUUUCAAGCAGCAAAAACAAGUGGAUCCUAAUUUUCAAGAUGAAGACUUCAUUCUUAUUAUAAUGCCAGACUUUCAGGCCGAACAACUUCUAAAGUAUGGAGAAGAUAAAAUAUGUGUGGAUGGCACUCAUGGCAUGACUGCAUACUAUUUUCAACUUUUUACUAUUGUCGUUGUUGAUAGAUAUGGUGCUGGAAUGCCAGUUGCAUUUUGUUUUUCAAAUAGGGGAGACAUGUGCUUACUGUCAUUUUAUUUCAAAUGUGUGAGAGAAAGGGUGGGCACUGUAAAGACCAAUGUGUUUAUGUCUGACGAUGCACCAGCAUUUUAUAAUGCAUGGUCAGCAGUAAUGGGACCUGUGCCAAACCAGUUGCUGUGUUCUUGGCAUAUACAACGGAACUGGUCUCAGAAUUUAAGGAGAAUUUCUGGGGGUAGUGAGAAAAAAUCAGCAGUGUUUAGUUCACUAAAGCGACUUCAGACUGAACUGGAUAUAGAUGUUUUUAGUUGUAGUCUAGAGAAAGUGGUGGAAGACUUAUUGAAUGAUCCAGAUACUGCAGAAUUUGGCAGGCCCACCGCCACCACCAAUGCCGGCGCGUCCCGCCAGUCUCUUAUUGCUGUCUCUCACAUGGGGUGA